GCCAGGGCUCGCGAAGGUGACGGGGGAGCUCAAGAAGACGAACCUGGCCUUCGCGAGUCUCCAGGAGGCGGUCGCCCUGCUGCAGUCCAGCAAAGCCGAGGCCGCCGCCCUCGAGGUGCUGCGGCACGAGGCCGCCAGCAUGGUGAACGACGCCAACUUGUCCGUCGCCGCCAUGCGGCAGUCGGUGGGUAACGUGGUGAACGACGUCCGGGAGCACUUCAGGACCGCCUCUCAGACCAUCGCGGCGCACAACGCCACCUUCAUCACUGAGGUGCGGUCCCAGUACCAGGAGGAGCUGGCCGCAGCGGCCCGCCUGCGCGACGAGGUGCAGGAGUUCGUGGCGCAGACGGGCAAGCGCAUCGGCGGUCUGGACACCCGCGUGGCGGAGGCCUCCGCGAAGGCCGGUUCGCUGGCUGCGGAGGCGCGCGAGGAGCUGGAGGAACUCAAUAGGCGGCGCAAGCGCGACAAGACCUCCUCCGACAACGAGCUCAAGGCGCUGAAGAAGCGGUUGGGAGGCGUAUUCGACAACUCCGACAUGGUGCUGCGGGGGCUCGAGCACAUCUACGGCGUGCUGCAGACCGUCCUGCAGGGAGAGCUGAUGCAGUGCUCCAUGGAGCGCCAGGACUCCAUCGACCGCAAGCGCAUCGCACUGAUGGGUGUCAAGGACGACGAAGCGGUCAUCGGCCAGCUUCUGACACGUCUCCUCGUGGUGCGCGACGUUCUUUCGCCAAUGAUCAAGCUUGUCAAGUUCUUUGGCAAGCUUCUUCUCGAAGGCCUUGAUGUUGCUGGCCACGUGGGACAUCUUGACUCGAAUCGGCACUGCCUGAGGUUGGCGAGCCUCGGCCUGCUGCCUCCCGUUUUCCAGCUGGUGCACCUGGCCGAGCCCGAGGUACACCCGACCAGGGCGAUGGAGGCGCGGCUGUCCAGCUCGCCGAUGGUGAGGCCCGAGGCUGGAAUGGCCGCCUCUUGA
Prorocentrum cordatum is the source of this 970-nucleotide messenger RNA. NCBI's taxonomy places the organism in Eukaryota, Dinophyceae, Prorocentrales, Prorocentraceae. The record is from the annotation of a GenBank genome assembly.